AUGGAAAAUGUGUGGAAGUAUUCAACGUCCUCUGCUCAAACCCUCUCAAAAUCCGACCGGCAAACUACAAAAUUACUUGUUUACUGCAACUCACAGAUAACCAAAAAUGGCCGAAACGGCAAUAUCAAAGAAGCCGUGUCGAUUUUCAAUCGCAUGCCAACCAAAAAUGUUAUCUCUUGGACCGCAAUGCUCACUGCAUAUGCUGAGAAUGGGCAAAUUCAGAUGGCCCGUAAAGUAUUCGAUGAAAUACCCCAAAAAAGUGUCGCAUCGUGGAACGCUAUGAUCACUGCUUAUAUAAAAAACAGAGUUGGGAUUGAUGAUGUUUUUGAUUUAUUUUUGAAAAUGCCGAUACGAAAUGAGGUGUCUUAUGCUGCAAUGGUUACAGGUUUUGUUAAUAUAGGAAUGUUUGAUAAGGCUGAAGAACUGUAUGCUGAGAUGCCUAGGAAUUGGCGUAAUCCUGUUUGUUCAAAUGCUUUAAUAAAUGGGUAUUUGAAGAUGGGGAAAUUGGAUCAGGCGGUUAGGGUUUUUGAGGGCAUGGUGGAGAAAGAUGUGGUUUCUUGGAGCUCAAUGGUUGAUGGGUACUGUAGAAAUGGAAGACUUGGUGAAGCUAGAGUGUUAUUUGAUAGGAUGGAAGAGAAAAACGUGGUUACUUGGACUGCUAUGAUUAAUGGCUAUGUGAAAAUGGGGUGUUUCGAAGAUGGGUUUGGAUUGUUUGUGCAGAUGAGACGGGAAGAUGUUGUAAAGGUUGUCUCGAAUACACUGACCGUAGUUUUUGAAGCUUGUGGAAGACUCGGUAGAUAUGAAGAAGGGUGUCAAGUGCAUGGUUUGGUUUUGCGUAUGGGAUUUGAGUUUGAUUUUUUCUUAGGCAAUUCUGUUCUUAGUAUGUAUUGUAAGUUUGGUUGUAUAGAUGCGGCUAAUAAUGUAUUUUGCACGAUGAAGGAGAGAGAUGUGGUUUCUUGGAAUUCUCUAAUUGUUGGUUAUGUUCAGGCGGAAGAAAUUGAAGAGGCUUAUAAACUUUUCAAGGAAGUACCAGAUAAAGAUGUAGUUUCUUGGACGACCAUGAUUACUGGGUUUUCUAGUAGAGGGAUGACUGGGAAAUCCAUUGAGUUGUUUAAAAUGAUGCCAGAGAAAGAUGAUGUUGCUUGGACUGCUCUUAUUUCAGGGUUUGUGAACAAUGGAGAAUAUGAGGAGGCUAUCUGUUGGUUCAUUGAUAUGCUUCAGCAAGCGGUCAGACCAAACCCUCUUACCCUAAGUAGUGUGCUCAGUGCUUCAGCUGGUUUGGCUACAUUAAACCAAGGCUUGCAAGUACAUGCUCAUGUUGUGAAAAUGGAUAUGGAACUAGAUUUGUCCGUCCUAAAUUCACUGAUCUCGAUGUAUUCUAAGUGUGGAAGUGUAAAUGAUGCCUAUAAGACCUUCCAAACCAUCCCUUCCCCAAAUAUUGUUUCUUUUAACUCGAUAAUUACUGGAUUUGCCCAAAAUGGGCAUGGGAAAGAAGCACUUAAUUUUUUUAAGAAAAUGCUAGACGAAUGCCUGGAACCCAACGAGAUUACCUUUCUAGGCGUUCUUUCAACCUGUACUCAUAUGGGAAUGGUAGAAGAAGGAUGGAAGUACUUCAAAUCCAUGAGAUACUCAUAUAAGAUUGAACCAGGGCUUGAUCACUAUGCAUGCAUGGUUGAUCUCCUCGGGAGGGCUGGUUUGCUGGAUGAAGCAAUUAAUUUUAUCACUUCAAUGCCAUUGGAGCCCCAUUCUGGGGUUUGGGGUGCUCUUCUUGGUGCAAGCAGGAACCAUGUGCAGCUUGACCUUGCUAAACUUGCAGCUCAACAUCUUUCUGAAUUGGAGCCCCACAAUGCGGCCCCUUAUGUAGUUUUGUCUGACCUGUACUCUAUUUCAGGGAACAUGAAGGAUGAGGAACAAGUUAGAAUAGCUAAGAAAUUGAAAGGGAUAAAGAAAAGUCCAGGUUGUAGUUGGAUUAUGGUGCAGGACAAGGUUAACUUGUUCCUUUCAGGAGACCGAUCUCAUGUAAAGUUUGAAGAGAUCAAAAGCACAUUAUGGACAAUUUUGGAUGAAAUGAGACGGUAA
This is a messenger RNA of Ilex paraguariensis (yerba mate), 2079 nucleotides long. The record is from the annotation of a GenBank genome assembly. NCBI's taxonomy places the organism in Eukaryota, Viridiplantae, Streptophyta, Magnoliopsida, Aquifoliales, Aquifoliaceae.